AUGCGCAAGCAACUCGAUCCUCGUCUUCCUAUUCUCAUUAAUAACAAUGUGAAGAAAAAUCAUCGUUCUUUCGUCGUGCUUGUCGGGGACAAAGGCAGGGAUCAGGUCGUCAAUCUGCACUUCUUGCUAUCACAAGCCCGAGUGUCUGCUCGGCCAUCGGUGCUAUGGUGCUACAAGAAAGAACUUGGGUUCACGAGCCACAGGAAAAAGCGGGAGGCCAAGAUCAGGAGAGAGGUUAAGCGCGGGACCCGGGAGGCCAACGAUCAGGACCCCUUCGAAAUUUUCAUCACAGUUACCGACAUUCGUUAUACAUAUUACAAGGAAUCGCAUAAGAUUCUUGGUCAGACGUUCGGCAUGUGCGUAUUACAGGACUUUGAAGCGAUCACACCCAAUCUCCUGGCGCGCACGAUUGAGACAGUCGAGGGCGGUGGGCUCGUUGUGCUACUGCUCAAGACGAUGAGCUCACUACGGCAGCUGUACACCAUGACAAUGGACGUACAUGCUCGCUACAGAACAUCUGCACAUGACACAGUCGUCGCCCGUUUCAAUGAACGAUUUAUCCUCUCCCUCGGCUCAUGUGACGACUGUCUUGUCUUGGAUGAUGAAUUGAGCGUCCUCCCGAUCUCCCGAGGGAAGGACAUCGUUCCCCUAGAAGAAGCGCGAGGGAAGAGCAAGGCAGAGUCUGAGCUCAAGGACUUGAAAGACAGCCUUGCAGACACGAAACCGGUUGGAGAGCUUGUCAAGCUGGCGAAGACUUUGGAUCAGGCCCAGGCGAUCCUCACUUUUGUGGACGCCAUCGCAGAGAAGACACUAUCGUCCACGGUGACGCUGACCGCUGCUCGGGGGCGAGGUAAGUCGGCGGCUCUGGGCUUGGCAAUUGCUGCAGCGCUCGCGCACGGCUAUUCGAACAUCUUCGUGACCAGUCCCAGUCCCGAAAACUUGAAGACCUUGUUCGAGUUCGUCUUCAAGGGUAUGGACGUGCUCGGGUACGAGGAGCAUCUCGAUUACGAUAUUGCACAGAGCACGAAUCCUGAUUUCAACAAAGCUAUCGUGCGCGUCAACAUCUUCCGGCAACAUCGACAGACCAUUCAGUACAUCCAACCUCAAGAUGCGCACGUUCUAGGUCAGGCAGAGCUUGUUAUCAUUGAUGAAGCUGCUGCGAUCCCGCUGCCUCUUGUGCGCAAUCUCAUCGGACCAUACCUUGUCUUCAUGGCCUCUACUAUUAAUGGGUACGAAGGCACCGGCCGAUCACUCUCGCUCAAGCUCAUCCAGCAGCUCCGUGAGAGCACCCGCCCCUCGCUUACCAAAGACACCGCCGCGGGCGAAGACGAUGCAGCGGCAAGCUCGAGCUCCAAGAAGCCAAUCGUCAAGGCACCGCCGAAAGCGCGUACACUGCGCGAGAUCAAGCUCGAGACGCCGAUUCGAUAUGCGGCCGGGGACACCGUCGAGAAGUGGCUCAACAGCCUUCUCUGCCUCGACGCGACGGUCGUGCCGCGCUCGAGCGCGCACAGCUGCCCGCACCCCGCACAGUGCGAGCUGUUCUACGUCUCGCGAGACACGUUGUUCAGCUAUCACCCCGCGUCUGAGGUGUUCCUGCAGCGCAUGAUGGCGCUGUAUGUCGCGAGUCACUACAAGAACCAGCCGAAUGACCUACAACUACUCUCGGACGCGCCCGCGCACCACCUGUUUGUACUUCUCCCGCCCAUCAAGGACGACGAAAGUACUCUCCCAGAGCCGCUUGUCGUACUCCAGGUGGCGCUCGAGGGGAACAUCAGCAAGCAGGCAAUUAUGGAUGGCUUGAACCGAGGUUUUCGUGCAGGCGGCGACAUGAUUCCCUGGCUAAUCUCGCAGCAGUUCCAGGAGAACAAAUUCGCACUGCUUUCUGGCGCACGCGUGGUGCGCAUUGCGACACAUCCGGACUAUGCGAACAUGGGGUAUGGGGCGCGUGCGCUGCAGGCUUUGAAUUCCUUCUACAGUGGAGAAUACUUCAACUUGGACGAGGUGUCAAAGCCGGAGCCCGCUUAUCCUGAUCCUGCCACUAUUGACGAGUCGACAUCGCUGCUCACAGAUAAGCCGACGAUCCGCGCAGCCACGGCGAUGCCACCACUGCUGCAGCGGCUCACGGAGCGUAAGCCGGAGACGCUCGAUUACCUCGGUGUGUCGUACGGACUGACACCGCAGCUUCUGAGGUUCUGGAAGAGGGCAGGUUAUAUUCCCUUGUACAUCCGGCAGACGACGAGUGACCUGACGGGUGAGCACACGUGCGUGAUGGUCCGGGGCUUGAACUCGUCUGUAGAGAGUGAGCUGGAGUGGAUGGGGGAGUUUGCAAAAGACUUCCGCCGGCGCUUCCUGUCACUGCUGUCCUUCAAGUUCCGGGAGUUCGGCAGUGUCACGGCGUUGAGUAUCCUCGAGGCUGCAAAAAACGGUCUGAAAAAACUGGACGCCGACCCGGCGAGAGAGCUGGCCUCGUCCGAGAUGUCAUUUUUAUUGUCCCCCUUCGAUCUAAAACGUCUAGAGUCGUACGCCAACAACAUGUUGGACUAUCAUGUCAUCAUGGACCUGCUGCCCACGGUUGCUUCGUUAUAUUUUGAGAAACGGGUGGGCGAAGGGGUGCAUCUCAGCGCUGUGCAGAGCUCGAUUCUUCUCGCGCUCGGUCUCCAGCGAAAAACGAUAGAGGAAGUCGAGACUGAGCUGCAGCUCCCGGUUUCGCAAGCGCUCGCGCUGUUCGUCAAGGUCAUCAAGAAGAUCACGAAGCGCCUGCUCGACAUCCAGAAAACGGCGAUCAGCGCCGAUAUUCCCGAGGAGCCACCAGCGGUAUCGCGCAUCGCUGUGGAUGGCACACAGACGAGCUGGAAGCCCGUGGAGACGAGCCUCGAGGACGAGCUCGCGGAGGCGGGCGACGAGGCGACGCGCGCUCUCCGCGAGAAGCAGCGGGAGAUGAUCGACUCACUGGACCUGAGCAAGUACGCGAUUGACGACGCGUCGGCGAACUGGAGUAUGGCGGAGGCGCAGGUGGCCAAGCUUACAGGCGGUGCGGCGGGCAAGUCGACCGUCGUGAGCGUGAAGAGCACUGUUGCAGCGGGACAGAAGCGGAAGGUGGAGGACGUUCCAGAGAAGGGCGGGAAAAGCGGGGAGAAAGACAGGAAGGGGUCGCGGCGGAGUAUCAAGAGGGCGAAGCGGUAG
Sparassis crispa is the source of this 3183-nucleotide messenger RNA. Its product is annotated as RNA cytidine acetyltransferase. Gene Ontology annotation, molecular function: 18S rRNA cytidine N-acetyltransferase activity; tRNA binding; ATP binding. Gene Ontology annotation, biological process: rRNA acetylation involved in maturation of SSU-rRNA. Bases 1 to 3183 code for a protein of 1060 amino acids. NCBI's taxonomy places the organism in Eukaryota, Fungi, Basidiomycota, Agaricomycetes, Polyporales, Sparassidaceae. The transcript is spliced from 12 exons. Gene Ontology annotation, cellular component: nucleolus; 90S preribosome. The record is from RefSeq and is a predicted model, not a curated record.